GAAACACUCAGGAUUCCAAGAUCAAGAACGUGAAGAAAUCGAGCAUGAGCUUCUUUGAUUUAGUGUGAAUAUUAAGUACAGUUUUCCUCCAUCAUGAGUAAGCCAAACUCUGGCAAGCAGGACCCGUUGUCCUACCGGAGCAGUCAGAGUCGCAACAAAGACAACCCAUCAAGCUCGGAGAAAAGUUCCCAAGCCCCUUCGUUUCCCGCGACACCCGGGCUCCGCAUCGUACCGUCGGGGCAGAAUUACAGUGGUUCCUCUCUGCCACCAGGCGAUCAUGGCUCUUCCCUGCCCAGCGAGGCCAAUAUUUUUCUGCAGCACGUGGAGCCGCUGCAGGACCGCUUGGCAAGUGGCGAGCAGAGGGAAAAAGAACUGCAGGCCGUGGUGUCGAAAGACCCCGCCGGAGCGGGGGAGGAAGACGCACUUCUCGGCGGCACCGAACAAGAUGAAGAUACCAGUUUCAAAAUGCCGCAGGAGUACUACAUGGACCGGUGGUCUGUGGAUCUGAACGUCGGAGACCGUAUGCACAGCAUGUUCAAGGACGCCGAGGCCGCGAAGCGGGAAGAAAUCCUAGCUGAAACGGGACAAGAACUGUCACUGGCGGAAUUGGCAGAAGAUACCGAUUUCCUUUUCCCUCCCAGCAAGGUGGGCAUGGGAAAGAUGUUUUUCUUCGUGUCCGGUGCCAAGGAGCGGUGGCGCUACAUUGGCGGCGCGAUGAUCGCGCUUGUCGCGCUCGCACCAUCCGGGCUGUCCUUCGUCAUCGUGCAGAUCCAGCUCGAUAACGUAGAUGAAACGUUCGCGCGCCAGGACAUCGGGAAUGCAAACACGAUGGCCGUGUCCCGGGCGGCAGCGAAUCUGAACAAGGAUCUGCAGUUGAACCAGAGUAUCUGGGCCUUGGCGUGGCCACCGCUUCUCGGGCUAGUUUUCCUCGGAAUCUGGACGAUACUGAUGGUGUACACCAGUUUUUACCUGUUCGAAUCCGCGGCCGUUUUGCAAAUUGCCCGUAUUCGGCGCUUGUACCUGAAAGCGGUUUUGACCCAAGACUUCGCCU
Molecule: messenger RNA, 1051 nt
Organism: Amoebophrya sp. A120
Lineage: Eukaryota; Dinophyceae; Syndiniales; Amoebophryaceae
Source: the annotation of a GenBank genome assembly